Molecule: messenger RNA, 972 nt
Organism: Candidula unifasciata
Lineage: Eukaryota; Metazoa; Mollusca; Gastropoda; Stylommatophora; Geomitridae
Source: the annotation of a GenBank genome assembly
AUGUAUGUCAGUCACGUACUCAGGUAUGUCAGCCACGUGCUCAGGUAUAUCAGUCAUGUACUCAGGUAUGUCAGUCAUGUACUCAGGUAUGUCAGCCAUGUGCUCAGGUAUGUCAAUCAUGUACUCAGGUAUGUCAGUCAUGUGCUCAGGUAUGUCAGUCACGUACUCAGGUAUGUCAGCCACGUGCUCAGGUAUAUCAGUCAUGUACUCAGGUAUGUCAGCCACGUGCUCAGGUAUAUCAGUCAUGUACUCAGGUAUGUCAGCCACGUGCUUAGGUAUAUCAGUCAUGUGCUCAGGUAUGUCAGUCACGUGCUCAGGUAUGUCAGUCACGUGCUCAGGUAUGUCAGCCACGUGCUGAGGUAUGUCAGCCACGUGCUGAGGUAUGUCAGCCACGUGCUCAGGUAUAUCAGCCAUGUACUCAGGUAUGUCAGCCACGUGCUCCGGUAUGUCAAUCAUGUGCUCAAGUAUGUCAGUCAUGUACUCAGGUAUGUCAAUCAUGUCCUCAGGUAUGUCAGCCACGUGCUCAGGUAUGUCAGUCAUGUACUCAGGUAUGUCAGCCACGUGCUCGGGUAUGUCAGCCACGUGCUUAGGUAUAUCAGCCACGUGCUCAGGUAUGUCAGUCAUGUGCUCAGGUAUGUCAGCCAUGUGCUCAGGUAUGUAAAUCAUGUGCUCAGGUAUGUCAGCUAUGUGCUCAGGUAUGUCAAUCAUGUGCUUAGGUAUGUCAGUCAUGUGCUCAGGUAUGUCAGCCAUGUGCUCAGGUAUGUCAAUCAUGUGCUCAGGUAUGUCAGUCAUGUGCUCAGGUAUGUCAGUCAUGUGCUCAGGUAUGUCAGUCAUGUGCUCAGGUAUGUCAGUCAUGUGCUCAGGUAUGUCAGCCAUGUGCUCAGGUAUGUCAGCCAUGUGCUCAGGUAUGUCAGUCAUGUGCUCAGGUAUGUCAGUCAUGUGCUAAGGUAUGUCAAUCAUGUGCUCAGGUAA